Molecule: messenger RNA, 574 nt
Organism: Orbicella faveolata
Lineage: Eukaryota; Metazoa; Cnidaria; Anthozoa; Scleractinia; Merulinidae
Biological process (GO): multicellular organism development
Source: RefSeq, a predicted model, not a curated record
AUGACAGACAUCGUGCUCAGAACUAAGUGCAGGAGAAUGAAUGCACGAAGAGAAGACAAAGUAAAGAUUGGAAGUGAAGAAGUGCAAGAUGUAGAAAAGUUUGUCUAUCUAAGAGCGACUGUGAAAAAGGAUGGUGGAGGCACUGAAACCUCUAAGCAAGGCACGAGGAGUAUUGAUGGGGAGGGGGGGGGGGCGGGUAACCCACGGGAAUUUGACUUUUUGAGGCUUUACCUGGGUAGGGAUUUUAACGUCCACAGCAAUCCCCUGGGUGGGAAAUUUGACUCUGUCGCCAUCUUGGAAAGUGGAGAGGGCCUGGGGGCGAGCGGCCAUCUUGUAAAAAGCCCAGAAGUCAUUUGGAUGAGCUUCCCGCGUUUUUGCUGUGCUCUUCACAAUGGCAGAACGGAAGAGAAAACGACAACCUUGAGGCUCAAGACUUUUAAUGCACCUAAACGGAUAAAUACAACCAAUUAGUUAGCAAUUAAUAUUCUGAAAGCGCGACGAAGAGGCGGGAAACAGAGGUCAUUCAAGGUUGGUCCGUCUUUGUGUUUGCCUACCGCUUUAGCUUAUGUUAAGG